Messenger RNA from Lindgomyces ingoldianus, 1080 nucleotides. Its product is annotated as FAD-binding domain-containing protein. Bases 1 to 1080 code for a protein of 359 amino acids. Gene Ontology annotation, molecular function: oxidoreductase activity; FAD binding. The transcript is spliced from 3 exons. Lineage: Eukaryota; Fungi; Ascomycota; Dothideomycetes; Pleosporales; Lindgomycetaceae. The record is from RefSeq and is a predicted model, not a curated record.
AUGUCCAUCUUGACACUUCUAUUCUCGGCCCUGGUAUUCCCAUUGCAUGGUUCAUCGGCAUCAGGGAGCCAUUGCUGCACAAAAUUGCGCUCUACUUUUGGAAACUAUGUCCUGUUCCCAGAUUCAUUGGAAUACAACACCUCGGUCUCGUCGUAUUUCUACAUGGAGCAACGUACAAGCCCUUCCUGCAUUAUCGCACCCAGAGAUGUCGAGGAAGUGGCUGCUGUCCUGAGGUCACUGCAAUCUUGUAAAGAUGUGGAAGUCGCCGUGCGAAGCGGCGGCCACUCUCCUAACCAAUUCUUUUCCAAUGCGAAGAAUGGGGUAACGAUCGACUUGCGUGGCCUCAAUUCUAUUGUUCCAAAGGAAGAUGAAAACAUUGUUGCCGUGGGAACGGGCGCGCGAUGGCGCGAUGUCUAUAGUAUACUGGACCCUCUGGGAAGGACUGUAGUCGGCGCAAGGGUUGCUAGCGUUGGGGUGGGUGGCUUUUUGAGUGGUGGUAAUGAGCUAACAAUAACCCGAGGCGGGAUCUCGUUCUUUUCCCCAUCUGAGGGAUUUGGAUGUGACAACGUUCGCAACAUGCAGGUGGUUCUUGCAAAUGGCACGGUUGUUGAUGCCAACUCGAGGUCGAACCCGACCCUCUUUCGCGCCCUCAAAGGGGGACAAAACAACUUCGGAAUUAUUACAAGAUUUGAUCUCAAAUUAAAGAAAGUCUCGAAAUUUUGGGGAGGCGCCAUUCUAUCUCCGGGUGCCGCGGAUCCCGCUCAGCUCGACGCCUUCACUACCUUCAAGCUUGGAAUCUACGACCCAUUGCUUGAAAUCGAGCAGACCUUUGUCUAUUAUGGAUCUCAGAACUCUUCCUUCAGUUCGAAUAAUUUAUUCUAUCUGAAUGAUGGAACAAACACGAGUGCAUUAGAUCGAUUUACGCAGAUACGUCCACAGAUUACCUUAACGAAAGCUUUGGCGAAGAUAUGCACCUUAGGGAAGAAGUCUUUCAGUAUGGUUUGCGAGAGAGGGAUGACGAUUUCGACAAUGGACCUUCACAUUGCGGACUCACCCACAAAUGCCCAACAUCUCGCAUAA